CAAACAUUCCUACUGACUAUUUUCUCACACUGAGCCAGGAAAGUUUUUCUUAUUCUUAUUCCGUUUAAGGAAACAUAUUAUUGCGGUGUUUCACCUUGAUUCACAUUAUAUUUCCAACUAACUGACACAGACGAUCAUUCACAGCAGUAACACACAAUGUUAGAGAUAUUCUGCUAACACUGAAAUAGAACAUUUUACAAAACCAAAUGUGUAUGAAUUAAUAGACUAAUAUAAAGAUUGCAAGGUGCACCAACAAAAUGUGAAACUGGCUGAAUGCAAAAAUCUAAAUUUAGGACAGUCAUAAAUAAACAAAAAGUGGCCCUUUAGAUUUCAUAUUUAACGACAAAACCAAAACAAUUCUGAUUCAAUGUGCUUUGAAUGGAACAUUUGUGUUACCGUUUAUGCUUAUUUAAGUAUAUUAUUGUAAAUGGGUUGAGCAGAAGGAAAUCUGUAAAAUACAGGACAUGAAAAUGUCUCAAAAUAUCCAAGCUUACUGUAGUGUUUUUGAAACAUUUGUUUGUUAUUAAUGAUUAAAAAAGAUUAGAACGUUUAGAAAUAAGCUCAAAAUGCACACCUGACAUACUGCCCAGAGACCAUUUAUUCAUAAAAACAACAGGCAUCUGUCAAAGAAAAAAUCACAAAGCAUUUCAGACAUUGUUGUAUUCACAGACUUUCACAACAUUGCAAUUAAUCCACAUAGUUGUCUUGUGCUAUGGAGAGCCCAAAUGACCUGUCCACAAAGUUCUCCUUCAUCCUUGCCUGAGCUGAUAGUUUGUUACUGACCUGCCUCUAAUGUUGGUCAUGGCAGUACUGCUGGAGGCACCGGUUGAAACUGCAUCUACUGUGUCCAUGUUUCCACAGACAGAACAUGGACGGGUGAGAAAGUAGAAGUUUGACUGCGCUGCUGUGGACUCUGUGCCCUGACAGUGUCCAUGUUGGUGCGGGAGCUUGAGGCCUGCUUCCUUACAUCCCUGCUCUGGCUUUGUUGAUCCUAUUGUCUUUUGUGUCACCCACACGUCGCCCGGCAAAUAAAGGCCGUCUGGCUCCAAGCUUAAAUAGUGCAGCAAACUAAAAACCAACCAUCAGACCCGAUUCAUUCACAUCUGCUCAGUGGGGCGACAAGGACAGGGCUUUAGGUGGGAAAGAGGGCAGAAAAAAGUUCAUUUUCCCCUGCCGGGUGCCAAGAGAACGGGACAGGACUCAACUUUGCUGGAGCCGCAGCUGUGAGCUACGGACCGAUCAUGGGUGACUGGAGCUUUCUGGGUAAUAUUUUAGAGGAAGUUAACGAGCACUCUACGGUGAUCGGCCGGGUGUGGCUCACGGUGCUCUUCAUCUUCCGCAUCCUCAUCCUGGGCACGGCGGCCGAGUUCGUGUGGGGCGACGAGCAGUCCGACUACGUCUGCAACACGCAGCAGCCUGGCUGUGAGAACGUGUGCUACGACGAGGCCUUCCCCAUCUCCCACAUCCGCCUGUGGGUGCUGCAGAUCAUCUUCGUGUCCACGCCGUCUCUGGUGUACGUGGGCCAUGCCGUGCACCACGUGCACAUGGAGGAGAAGCGCAAAGAGCGCGAGGAGGCCGAGCUCAGCCGGCAGCAGGAACUGAGCGAGGAGCGUCUGCCUCUGGCACCUGACCAGGGAAGUGUCCGUACAACUAAGGAGACCAGCACCAAAGGAAGCAAGAAGUUUCGCUUGGAAGGCACCCUGCUGAGGACCUACAUUUGCCACAUCAUCUUCAAGACACUAUUUGAAGUAGGUUUUGUAGUAGGCCAGUACUUUCUUUAUGGUUUCCGCAUCCUGCCACUGUACAAAUGCAGCCGCUGGCCCUGCCCCAACACUGUGGACUGCUUUGUGUCUCGCCCAACGGAGAAGACUGUCUUUAUCAUCUUCAUGUUGGCAGUGGCCUGUGUCUCUCUCUUCCUCAACUUUGUGGAGAUAAGCCACUUGGGUCUGAAGAAAAUUCGCUUUGUCUUUCGUAAGCCAGCCCCAGCUCCAGCCCAAGGUGAGGGUGCGGCCCCACUGCCGCCACAAGGAAAAGGUCUGUCCUCCUUGGCUGUUCCUGCUUUGCAGAGAGCAAAAGGCUACAAGUUGCUAGAGGAGGAAAAAGUUCCACCUGUAACUCACCUCUAUCCUCUGGCUGAGGUUGGCAUGGAGGCUGGCAGAGGGACCCCACCCUUCCAGGCGCUGGAGGAGAAGGUUGAGGAGAUGCUGCCCAUGGAGGACAUCUCUAAGGUGUAUGAUGAGACUCUGCCUUCCUACAGCCAAACAACUGAGACAGGGGGAGUGACGUUACACGAAGAAGAAGCUGAGGAAGUGCCACCACCAGAGGUGGAAGCAGAGAGAAUAGAUGAAGGUCUAGAUGAGGAUGUGGAGGUAGAGGAGGCUGUGAAUGUGGAGGUGGUAACCCCUGCUGAGGCAGAGAUGGAGGCUACGGAUACGAUAGAAGACACCAGAGCACUAAGUCGACUGAGCAAAGCAAGCAGCAGGGCCAGGUCAGAUGAUCUCACUGUAUGAACCUGUGAGAAAAGAGCACCUGCAUGCCUUUACACAUUCAACAUCAGAGAGAGCAUAUGCGACUAACUCAAAGCAGUGCACACUCUUACACAGGCAGUUCAAAAAGUGGAUGAAAAAGAAAAUCGACAGGGAUAAAGAAAAAGCUUAAGAUGCAAUUCUGCAAAAAGCACCAAAAAGAAAAAAAGAAAAGAAACUAAAAAAUGAGUGUUUGAGGUAAAAUGGAAUAUAAAAGUAGGGGUUAAAGAGGAGACUUUUUUACUAAGCGUGUAAUUACGGGGAAAUGUUUUUACGUGAUGAAAAUCUUUUUUUCAGUUUUUUGACAUCUUUUCUAUUGAAAGAGUUACAGCUAUUUAUAAUGGAGGAAUAGGCACUUGUAUACAAGACUUGAGUAGAUAGGAGAAAGACUACUAGAAUGUCUGCAAGUCAUUGCUUUUGCUGUAGAUGAUCGAUAGACUUUCCUAUUCAGACAGUGACAAAGUGUAAAGACAGCAAGUGGCUGCAGACCUUUGUUCCUAAGGGGGCUACUGCUGGUAAAGUUUGCAGGUACACAGAUAUUCAAAGACAAAAAGGAUCUGUUUUAGGUUCAGAGGGGCAUACUUCUUUUGCACAUUCAGAGAUUUCAACUCUGCAAGGCCUUUAACCCUCAUAACACCUCAUCUACUCAUCCAUUUAUGCAAGAUUCUUUCAAGAAAAGAGGGAUUUGCAUCAGUUACAGAGCAUUUCUCUCCUUUUUGUGUUUAUGUACUAGGCGGUAAAGCUGGAGCAGUUAGUAAGAUUAAAAAUAAGAAAAAAAAAACCACAUGUUGAAUGUCUUUUUCAAUGUGAUUUGCAUCAUUUUAUUUUAGAUCUGCUUAUGUUAAAAAGAGAAAAAAAAAACUGUGUACUGUGAUAUAAGCUGUCCAUUGAAGAGAGCAGGGCUCAACCCAAUCAGAGAGAGGCUAUAGUAAUGACCUCAGGCCAAAUCCUCUCUUUGCGUGCUGUACAAAUAGGCGUUCGGGCGAUAAAGAUCAUGCAGCAUCAGCACAAACUAUUGUUGGGAGCGAGACAAUAAAAGAAACCAUGCUCAUCAAUGAAAACAGGCAUCCUUGAGCUGGGAAAUCUAUCUUUAAACUCGAUUUCAUUUAACCGUUGGUAUUUAUCAUAACACAAAAAGGACAAACUAUAAACCGCACAAGGUUUCAGAGCCUUUAUGUGUCACUUUACAUAAUGCCUUAUGCUUAGUUAAGUUAAAUCAAAUACAGCGAUAUUAAGUCAGCUGAUUUCAGACAUUUGAAUGGCUAGAAGAAAUGAAGUUUUAUGAGAUAAGACUGAUUUAUUCUCACAAAACUAAUAAAGCUAAGAAGGCCCUCGCAGGGAGAAUCUUCUUGAGUUAAGAAGCACAUUUAUGUUUGCUAAUAAUAAAGAAGGGUUUUAAAAGCAAAGUAAACACAAGUUUUGACCCAAGAUUUAACGCAAAUCUUUAAAUUGUCAGAUUUUUCUCAUGCUGUACAAUUAUGUGUGCCUAAUCUGUAAAUGUGCUUUCUCAACUGUGAGAUUGUCAAACGUGGAUAUAUUUUUCUGAGACCUUUGUGACCUUGAUGUUUUUCUUUCCAUUUUUUUAGACAAUAAUAGUUAUUUUUCUGUGUGUCACCUGUUUCAUUCCCUCAAACCCACCCACUCAUAAAAUACUGUAUCUGUAAAGGAGCUAUACUGACGAGGGCAUAAAUUCCCAUGUUUCAUUGCAUGAUCACACCUUUUUUUGCAUAUUUGUGUCUUAUUUGGUGAACUCAGUGUUGAUGCUAGCAGUGCUGGGAUUUGAACAAGUGCUUCUCACAUAGAGGAGGAAACUUUGUCCCCUUUGUGAUGCCCCCCCCCACACACACACACAUACAUUUUCUGCACACCUUUACGAUCCAGUGUCAAACAAGUUAAAAGUGCACAAUGAUGUUAUGCUCAAAGGAUGACACUGGGUCUUUUUUAGAUUUAUAUAACUGGUGAUGAUUUUUUGUACUGUUGCAUUACCUGUAUGUUUGUAAGAAGACACAACGAUUAAUAUUUGGGAUAAAAAGCAACUCCUUUUUACUAACUUGUAGUCUUCUCUGCUGAUAGAUUUGUUUGAAAUGUGAAUAAAUACAAUAAAAAGUCACACAUGGUCAUAAA
Messenger RNA from Girardinichthys multiradiatus, 4649 nucleotides. Its product is annotated as gap junction alpha-8 protein-like. Lineage: Eukaryota; Metazoa; Chordata; Actinopteri; Cyprinodontiformes; Goodeidae. The record is from RefSeq and is a predicted model, not a curated record. Gene Ontology annotation, cellular component: connexin complex. Bases 1242 to 2510 code for a protein of 422 amino acids. Gene Ontology annotation, biological process: cell communication. The transcript is spliced from 2 exons.